AUGGCUGUGACACUCCCUAGCGAGAUCCUCUUUAUGGUCCUAGAUAACCUAGGAGAAGAGAAGGACUACAACAGCUUAUACCAAUGCGCACUUGCCUCGAAACAUUUCACCGAUCAUGCACUGGCUGUAUUGUACAGGAUCUAUGACGCCUCACCCUUGAGAGGCGGAGGCGCCGAGGACGAACAGUUGAGAGCUCAGGCUCGAAGAACAGUAUAUACGGGCUCUAGAGAGGAGCAGAACCCGACUUUGAGAAAAUGGAUAACGUUGUGGCGAUCUAUUGUUCUGUCAACGCUGGAUUUGACCUAUCUACCUUACUACAGCUAUAUCCGGUAUCUGGAUCUAGAUGAUCUAGGGAACCUGCUGGGCACUGGGUCGGCUGUCAAGGACCAACUCUUCACACCGGAGCUUCUGGAGUUCGUUUCUCAAGAGUACGUGUCUGAAGGGAAUAAGCGGCGGCGCUCGCCGAGGACGUUACCUGAUAAUGAAUCAAUCAAGGUGAAGUUCGGAUCCGGUCAGUUCUCUGUCUCUUCUACCUUUGGCUCGUACUUAUUCCUUGAAGCUAUCGUCCAGAAAAAUGCGAUGCUACGAGGAAUGUCCUGUGAUGUUGCACCAACAAUACUGAACGAAUGGAUCGAGGUAUCGCCCCAGCUACAAAGCCUGACCGUUUGGUCUGGAACCGCGCUCUCGCAACGAGCUGGCGAGAAGAUCCGUGAGCACUGCCCCGAUUUCAGACAGCUGCGGAUCUACAUAUGGCAAGAUAAAGCACCUGCAAAGGCAGAGAUAGAGGCGGAAGAGCUCUUCAAUGCCCUCCCGCCAAACUCACUGGAAUAUUUCGAAGUGCUUAGCUUCUCUCAUCUAGGUCCUCGAUCCAUAAAAGCAUUAGCAACGCAAAAGGACUCCUUAACAGAGCUGAAGCUGACCAGUCUCACCAUCGACACAAUCCGCGAACUCCCCUCGUUGACCCCAUUACCACAGUUAGAGGUCCUGAGCCUGACAGACUCGGCGCCCGCUGCAUGGGACGAGCAAUUUGACACAACUCUCGGCGAGGUGGCUGACUGGAUUGGGACCUGCCCAAAGUUAAAGCACCUGGAAGUGAGGAGAUUCAUGAACGACAGCAGGCUCCUGACCAAGGCACUGAUGCACGAUGAGAUCCGUCUCACCGGCCUGUCCUUUGCCGGCUUCAAGUUAGCCGAGGGCUUCAAUUUCCUCUACGACCUCAAAGGCCACACAUCCCUGCAAUAUCUUUACCUACGCGGCGAAGGCAGCCCAGACCCGUCGCAUAAUAAUCUACUUGUCGAGAGCAUAGCCACCCUCAAUGAGCUUCGUGAGCUCGAACUCAAAGACGUAUCCGACUGCUUCACCAUGGAGCAGGCCGGAGAACUCACCAUGUCCCUGCUCAAUCUCGAAAGACUCUGGAUAAGCGGCGAGGCAUACAACGACUCCAUCUGGCCUGCAUUCUCGUGUCUCUCGAAGCUCAAAAGCCUAGCCGUAUACGCUCUGAGUAAUUUCACAGCGGACGGCGUCGUCGACUUCAUAUCCCAGCUUGGUCCUGGGAAUCAGGGUUUCAGUUUGUCCAUUCUCAACGCGACGUCUGCUUUCAGUUUCCCGGAUGAAGUGCAAGCGAUGAUCCGCGAGAUUUUGGCGGGGAGUCUAGAUGGCUCUUUCGAUUUUGGUCUUGCUCAAGAGGAAUUCAGCGAUCCGGAUUCUGAGAUCGAAUUGUCGGACUGA
Aspergillus mulundensis is the source of this 1728-nucleotide messenger RNA. RefSeq lists its product as uncharacterized. The transcript has 6 exons. NCBI's taxonomy places the organism in Eukaryota, Fungi, Ascomycota, Eurotiomycetes, Eurotiales, Aspergillaceae. The record is from RefSeq and is a predicted model, not a curated record. Bases 1 to 1728 code for a protein of 575 amino acids.